Molecule: messenger RNA, 543 nt
Organism: Ambispora gerdemannii
Lineage: Eukaryota; Fungi; Glomeromycota; Glomeromycetes; Archaeosporales; Ambisporaceae
Source: the annotation of a GenBank genome assembly
AUGUGUAUUACGACAUUUGUCUUUUACGAUUUAAACGCGACAGUCAUUGAUAAAUUCAUUGAGUUACAACAACCCUCAUCCUUGGCAUUGCAAAAAGUAUACUUGGGUGAGGAAGGAUUAGUGCAUGCGGUAGAUAAGGAUAAUCUUCUGAUUGCUUCGAGUACGAUUGAUCAAAGUGUAGCAAAAUUUGUCGCGGAAGCUAUUAUCGCUAAGGUGUACGUGCUACUAAUGCGCCCGUUUCUGGAGAACCGUGGGUGCCGAAGCCGCAACUCUUACUUCUAUGGUAGGGCAUCUACAACCGAAGAUUUUGAUCGCUCCCAACCAAUACUUUCUAAAAUGCGUUUCGGAAACGGUAUAAACCCAAAAUUACUAGCCAUCAUUCUUAUCCUUCAACGUGCAGAUGUUGGUCCUGCGAUACUUAUAACCCAGUACGGUAUUCUGCCGAGCAAUGACUACAAAGGUGGCUUUGUAACCACAUUGAUGGCCAAAGAUUUACGACUUGCUGUCAAUGCAGCUAAUCGACUAUCUUAUUGGGCACUGUAG